AACAACCCCAAAAUGCCCCAGCGCGCCCUGCGGAUGCCUUUUUGAUCGCAAAGGUGAGUUGACCUGCGCCUGAAGCCAGAUGGAAUCGUUCCUGGUUUGCCUGAUGAUCCUGGGCAUGGCGGCGUCGAAAGCCCACAAAGUCCAAAUCUGCCCCAAACGCUGCGUCUGCCAAGUCCUGAACCCGAACCUCGCCACGCUAUGCGACAAAAAGGGACUCCUCUUCGUCCCUCCGAACAUCGACCGCCACACCGUCGAGAUGCGACUGGGAGACAACUUCGUCACCAACAUAAAACGGAAAGACUUCGCCAACAUGACCAAACUGGUGGACUUGACGCUGUCUCGGAACACGAUCGGGACAAUCGCGCCGCACGCAUUCAAAGAUCUAGAAAACCUCAGAGCGCUGCAUCUGGAUAGCAACAGGCUAACGCGGAUUACGAACGACACGUUUAGCGGCAUGUCCAAACUCCAUCAUCUCAUCUUGAACAACAACCAGCUGACGCACAUCCAGAUCGGCGCUUUCAACGAUUUGACGGCUUUGGAAGAGCUCGAUCUGUCCUACAACAACUUGGAAAGUGUCCCGUGGGUCGCGAUCCAACGAAUGUCUAGCUUACACACGCUAAAUCUGGAUCACAACAUGCUAAGCUACAUCCCCGAGGGCACAUUCUCCGGUUUGCAGAAGUUGAAACGACUGGAUGUGACGUCGAAUAAGCUUCAGAAACUUCCCCCGGAUCCGGUUUUCCAAAGAGCGGGAGUCCUGGCCACGUCCGGGAUCAUGGGGCCGUCGUCGUUCGCGUUGAGUUUUGGAGGGAAUCCGUUGCGGUGUAACUGUGAGCUGCUGUGGCUCAGGAGGCUGAGGAGGGAGGACGACCUGGAAACCUGCGCCUCGCCUCAACAUUUGGCCGGACGAUAUUUCUGGACCGUUUCAGAAGAAGAGUUUCUGUGUGAGCAGCCGCUCAUCACCAGACACUCACAGGAGUUGCGUGCGUUGGAGGGUCAGAGUGUGACUCUUCGGUGUAAAGCUCGUGGAGACCCAGACCCUGUGAUUCACUGGAUCGCUCCAGACGGACGCCUCAUGUCCAACUCCACCCGAGCCAAUGUCCACCAGGACGGGACUCUGGACAUCCUCAUCAGCACCGUCAAGGACUCAGGCUUGUUCACGUGCGUGGCGUCUAACCCCGCGGGAGAGGCUCAGCAGACGGUGGAUCUGAUCAUCGAUAAACUCCCUCACAUCACCAACAGCACCGCCGUGGACCAGGAACCCGACCCGGGAUCCUCCGACAUCGCCACGGUAACCAAGACCGGAUCUGAGCCCGGCAACGUCCCUCUGAGCAACGCCAAGACCAGCCCGGAGAAGAAAGUGGUGAUCGCCGAAGCCACCUCCUCCUCCGCUCUCGUCAAAUUCAACUUUCAGAGGACCAUCCCGGGAAUAAGGAUGUUUCAGAUUCAGUACAACGGGACGUACGACGACUCACUGGUUUACAGAAUGAUCCCUCCGAGCAGUAAGAACAUUCUGGUGAAUAACUUGGCGGCUGGGACCCAGUACGACCUUUGUGUUCUGGCCAUUUACGACGACCAGGUGACGUCUCUGACCGCCACCCGGGUCAUCGGCUGCGUCCACUUCAGCACCGAGCCCCAGUACCUCCGCUGUCACUUCAUGCAGUCGCAGUUUCUGGGCGGCACCAUCGUGGUCAUCAUCGGGGGCAUCAUCGUCGCCUCCGUCCUCGCCUUCAUCAUCUUCCUCAUCGUGCGUUACCGGGUGUGUAACCACGGCGACGUAGAUAAGGCUCUGGAGAUGGGGGACAUCCGCUCCCUCAGCAGUGACGGGCAGCUCCAGGGCUGCGGUCUGCCCAAGUCUGUGUCCAAACAGGCCCUGCGCCCCGAGAAGAGCGACAAGGAGUGUCUGAGGGUGGCCCUGCCCCCCCCGGAGCCCGUGAAGCAGAGACCGGCCGUGGUCGCCCCAAAGCCCAGCGCGGUCGCUCCAAAGACGUCCUCCGUGGCCCCGUCCAAGCCCCCCUCUGUGACCCCUCUGAAGCCCUCCGUGGCCCCCCUGAAGCCCUCUGUGCCCGACUGCACCGUCUCCUCUUCAGCAGCGACCCACAGCUGGCACCCCGCCUCGCCUGGCGCCCCCCGCCUCAAACGCUCCGCCCCCAAACCCUCCGAGCCUCUGGAGCUCGACAACAUGAACCGCAACAACUCGUCCGACCUGAAGAGGGCGUCGCUGCUGGCCCCCACCGUCGCGGGACAGCCCCUCAAAUGGACCGCGGCUCCCAGAGGCCCGCGGCCGCACCAGCGUCAGUACAUGACUGUGCCUGCGGGGGGCGUGAGAGUGCACCGCAGACACUCUCUGAACGCAGACUCGUACACAGACCGCUGCUACGUGGCCUACGCCAAAGCGGGAGGAGGCAGCCUGCGCUCCAAACGCAGCCUGUCCAUGAGCGGAGAGCUGCCUCACAUCUCCUCAGACAUUCAGCACAGCAAAGGCCCUCUGUCCAGGUCCGAGUGGCUCCUGGAGAGCACGCUAUGAUGCCCCCUGACCUCUGACCCCUGUGUGCCCUGUGACCCCUUCUCUCUCCCCCCUCUGACCCAUCUGACCCCAACUG
This is a messenger RNA of Periophthalmus magnuspinnatus, 2600 nucleotides long. It is a transcript of the gene lrfn5b, whose product is annotated as leucine rich repeat and fibronectin type III domain containing 5b. Gene Ontology annotation, molecular function: protein binding. The record is from RefSeq and is a predicted model, not a curated record. Bases 80 to 2524 code for a protein of 814 amino acids. The transcript has 6 exons. Lineage: Eukaryota; Metazoa; Chordata; Actinopteri; Gobiiformes; Gobiidae.